UCCGUCUCUGGGGCUGGGAGCCUCCGCGUCUCCGUCUCUCGUCUCUCUGGGGGCGCUUGUGGGGCGGCGUCCAUGGGCUCCGCUGGGCUCCCCCUGAUGCUGCUGCUGCUGUUGGCGGGGGCGCUGGCCCGGAUCGCCGGAAGCGAAGGGGGGAAGGAGACCCCCGCCCAUUUCCUGUACCAGGGGAAGGCCGAGUGCCAUUUCUUCAACGGGACACGGCGGGUGCGACUACUGGAGCGGCUGUUCUACGACCAGCAGGAGUUCGUCCGCUUCGACAGCGCCCGCGGGGAGUUCGAGGCCGUCACGGCGUUCGGGAAGGGGGAUGCGGAGGCUUUCAACAGGGAUAAGCGUCUCCUGCAGGACCGGAAGGCCGAAGUGGAUUACUUCUGCCGAUACAACUACGAGGCUCUCCAGGGCAGCCCCGUGAUUGGCCGGAGAGCCAAGCCCACCGUCUCCAUCUCCCCCACCAAGCUGGAUCCCACUUCCCCUAACACCAUCCUCCUCUGCAUCGUGAGGGGCUUCUACCCCGUGGAGAUUAAGGUCCGGUGGCUGAAGAACGGGCGGCCGGAGGAGGAGGGUGUGGCCUUCGGGGAGGAGCUGCAGAACGGAGACUGGACCUACCAGCUCCAGGUGAUGCUGGAGACCCAGCCCCAGCGGGGGGACGUCUACAUCUGCCAGGUGGAGCAUGCCAGCCUGGAGGCCCCGAUCACCGUCCAGUGGGAGCCCAGAUCCUCCAAUUCUGCCAGGAGCAAACUCUGGACAGGGAUCGUGGCGGCCGUGAUCGGGGUGAUCUUCUUUGCCAUGGGGCUCUCCCUCCACCUGAAGAGCAAGAAAGCAACUCCCAUCCAGCCUCCUGCAGCACUUGUGAAUUAAUUCUGCCGUCCUUCCUGAUUCCUGAUGGGAAAGGAAGUUUUUUUUUUUCAGUAGCUGAUGAAUUUCUGUCUCUUUUGCAACCUCUGAAAAAUGGAGGCUCAAGAUUUUAGA
Molecule: messenger RNA, 984 nt
Organism: Crotalus tigris (Tiger rattlesnake)
Lineage: Eukaryota; Metazoa; Chordata; Lepidosauria; Squamata; Viperidae
Product: rano class II histocompatibility antigen, A beta chain-like
Exons: 6
Coding region: 73-873 (266 amino acids)
Biological process (GO): positive regulation of T cell activation; antigen processing and presentation of exogenous peptide antigen via MHC class II; immune response
Cellular component (GO): membrane; MHC class II protein complex
Molecular function (GO): MHC class II protein complex binding
Source: RefSeq, a predicted model, not a curated record